CACGGCAACUCUGCCGUGGCAUCAUCGGCUAACAUGCACCCGAUCACGUUCACGCAGGUUGGUGAUCGCAAAUACGGGUUCCGUAGUGACUACGUUGCCUUAGUUGUGUUGCCGUGUCCACGGGUGUUAGUCCAGUGUGUUUAUGAUUGUCUGUCUGUGACGGGCAUGCUACUUAAACUUUCCGGUGAUGUUGAAGAAAACCCUGGGCCCAUAACUGAAAAGAUGUUUUUUGAGAUGCUCCAGACACAAAAAGAGAUCCUUAAAAAGGUCAACGAAAUUCAGGUAAAACAAGACACUUCGGAAAUCAAUAUACAGAAGCUGCAAAACAGGCUGGACACGAUUGAGGAAAAAUUACAAAUGGUCGAUGAAACUAGUGGCAGGCUUGGUCAAAUUGAAACCAGGCUUACCGGUCACGAUCACGAAAUUACUUCUUUAUACAAACAAGUCGACGAUCUUGAAAAUCGAUCCCGGAGAAAUAAUUUGAUAAUUAGAGGUAUCAGUGAAGCAGCACCAGAAACGGAAGAAGUCCUUGUGAGAAGCGUAACUCAUGAGGUAUUUGAUGGUAUACUGAAAGUUAAGGUUGAUUCCAUUGAAAGAAUUCACAGACUUGGGAGGCAAAUACCCGGUAGAAUUCGGCCUGUUAUUGUGAAAUUCGCUGAUUUUCGGGAUAAAAUGAAAAUUCUUAACAAUUGCUCCAAACUAAAGGGUACCCAAAUCAGCAUUAACGAGGAUUUCUCAAAAAGAGUUGUGGAGAUACGCAAGCACCUGUGGAACUCUACUGCAGAUGAAAGAAAGGAAGGCGCAAAGGCUAGAUUGGUUUUUGAUAAGGUCAAAAUAAACAACGUUCUCUAUGCCUGGGACGAGGUUAGAAACGAAAGA
Molecule: messenger RNA, 879 nt
Organism: Ixodes scapularis (black-legged tick)
Lineage: Eukaryota; Metazoa; Arthropoda; Arachnida; Ixodida; Ixodidae
Exons: 1
Biological process (GO): retrotransposition
Cellular component (GO): ribonucleoprotein complex
Molecular function (GO): single-stranded RNA binding
Source: RefSeq, a predicted model, not a curated record